AUGACCGAGGCUCUGCGGCCUCUGCGACCUUUGCAGACACAAGUUUCCAGCGAUGCUCACGAUCCGCAGAGUCCGCAGCUCGGGCCAGGGCCGACACUUAACCCCGUAUCCGUACCGGAUCCGCUGACGAAGCGAGCAAUUUGCUCUCAGUGCAGAAUAAGAAAGGUCCGAUGCGACGGCAGACCAAACCUCUGCCAAAACUGCGACCGGCUAGGUUUCGAAUGCUCGUUCCAGCAGUCCCCCAGCAAGGCACCGGGCCAAUAUGUAGUAAAGCUACCGGAACGGCGGCGGCGUAUGCAGGCGUGCAUCCCGUGCCACUCCAAGAAAACCCGGUGUCUCGGCGAACUACCAAGCUGCUCCAGCUGCGUCCGGAGAAAUCGCGUUUGUACUUAUCCCCGAACUCGGAAAACCGGGACUAUGUCUCGCGGCCCCGACGCGGCGGAGGGUUCGGGGACCGACGAUAGACCGGCGCACGCAUCUCCUGGUCAGGACAUCGGGAUAGUGGGCCAGACGGAAGGGUCCGCGCUAGAUUAUGAGACGACGCUGAGUUUAGUCGAGGACUACUUCCGGCAUUUAUAUCCGCUGCCGUCGUUUUCCUUUUUUCACAAGGCGACUGUCCUCCAGAGAUGUAAGGACCAGACGAUAAACGAAACCCUGAAGCUGUCAAUAUGCGCCAUCACGGCGCUGCAGCUCCAACGCACUUCGCUUUGCCACGAUCUCUGGAUCCAACAAGCCGAACAGUCCAUCUUGCAGCAGGUAGGCCGGGCCUCUAUCUUCCACCUGCAAGCACUACUCCUCGUGAUCCGGUAUAAGAUCGAAAGCGGGGAUUUCCCAACCGCAUUCAUGUUAGCCGCGCUCGCAGCACGAACGGCGCUUGCCCUCCGUCUGAACUACGAGCGCCCCGAGCUAUCCGAUGUUGCGCAAGAAGCACGUAGACGGCUCUUCUGGGCGUUAUAUCUGCUUGAUGAUUUCUUCUGUGUGGGGCUUAGAGAGUUCGAAUUAUGUCCGGAAGAGACGAUUCACCUCCAGCUACCUUGCGAUGAGGACUACUUUGAGAUGGGCCGAUUCGUACAUACGGGAUUGCUCCGGCCCGGACCCUCGGAGUCUUUGGCUACUGUGGGUUUACGCGGCGUAUUUCUCCGUUUAACAUCCGUUCGACGGGCGGUUAUGAGAUUCAACCGCCGCGUCGGACUAGGUGAGGAAUUAUCCUCGACAAUCAGCAGCAGCAUCCGACGCAUCGAAGAAGAACUUCAAUCGCUAAAAGCCACUCUCCGGCCAGUCGAUCAAUACUCUAUAUCCAACAUGACAUGUAGCAAAUGGCUAGCCCAAUUCAUCAUGCUGCACAUGUCCUGGCAUCAAUGCCACUGCGACCUAUACCGCCUCUGUUUAGACGGAUACAGCGAAGCGGCUCCAUCCCCAGUCCUAGCAGUGCUUCACCCGCGGGACCGGGUCGCUAUGCAGUUCAAGUGUCUCGAGCACGCCGAGAACAUCAUCCGGAUCGUGUCUGACUUCUCAAACUACGAGGACGGCGAAUGCCUUCUCGAGCGUGAUGCUGCGGUCUGCGCGUUUGAAAGCGCACGACUGGUUAUGUUUGGCUCGCGAAUACCUGGAGCGGUGUCGAGUCUGGAUGUUGCAAUAAGUAAAGCCAAGUUGUCACUUGGUUUAAUAACACGAUUCUUCCCCUAUUCCGCUUGCACGCAACCACUACGAAAGGAUUUAGAACGCUUAAUAGCCAGCUACUCCGUGCGCCUCGCCCUGCAAACGCAAGGAACGCCCUCCGAACCCGAUCUCCCACCCUCAGCACGCCCCUCAACAAAAGUCUCCCAGUACGCCAGCUCACGUCAGCGGCUCUCCGUUCAAAGCCUACUUCUCCAAUCAGAUUUCGUCGAUGACAGCAACGAGAUCGCUGGUCCAACGCCUCCACCCGAGACGCAUACCGCUCAGAUAACGCACGUCUAUGGCCAAGGAAACGAGGAGCCCACAUCCGCCGCCAAAGCGCAACCACAGUGGAGCACGGCAGGUAACGGGCAGCUACCAUCGCCUGGGCUGUCUCUCGAUGCGGGGCAGGAAGACGCGGGGUUGAUUUUCAACCCUUGGAUGGGCUUUACCGGUAGCGAGGAUAUGUCGGGGCGACCUCCGGGACUUGACGACGAAUUCUAG
Molecule: messenger RNA, 2160 nt
Organism: Daldinia childiae
Lineage: Eukaryota; Fungi; Ascomycota; Sordariomycetes; Xylariales; Hypoxylaceae
Exons: 4
Coding region: 1-2160 (719 amino acids)
Biological process (GO): regulation of DNA-templated transcription; DNA-templated transcription
Cellular component (GO): nucleus
Molecular function (GO): zinc ion binding; DNA binding; DNA-binding transcription factor activity, RNA polymerase II-specific
Source: RefSeq, a predicted model, not a curated record